Messenger RNA from Capsicum annuum, 1975 nucleotides. RefSeq names its product uroporphyrinogen-III synthase, chloroplastic. Bases 125 to 1051 code for a protein of 308 amino acids. Gene Ontology annotation, cellular component: chloroplast. The record is from RefSeq and is a predicted model, not a curated record. Gene Ontology annotation, biological process: uroporphyrinogen III biosynthetic process. Gene Ontology annotation, molecular function: uroporphyrinogen-III synthase activity. The transcript is spliced from 10 exons. NCBI's taxonomy places the organism in Eukaryota, Viridiplantae, Streptophyta, Magnoliopsida, Solanales, Solanaceae.
AUGACACAAUGGGACGGAUGGAGUAAUAUGGGAGUGGGGAGGAACUGACUGUUGAUUAAAAAAAGCGGUUUAAAAUCGGUUACAAGAGUACAGCUGGCAAUCCUUAGAGCAACACGUUUCACAAAUGUCUUCUCUCUCCUCUCUCUCUCUUCCUCCGUUAACGUCGCCGUCGUCGCCUUUUGCAACGCAGCAGCGGCGGCGGAGGAGGAGUUGCUGCUUCCGUCGUUCAUCGAGAGUCGGCGGCGCGUGCGUUUCACUUUCAUCGGUUACCGUUUUGUGUUCGAAGGAACCGAAAGUUGUUGUCACAAGAGAACGCGGCAAGAACAGCAAGCUCAUCAAUGCUCUGGGCAGACAUGGGAUUGAUUCUCUUGAGCUUCCUCUCAUUCAACACAUGCACUUACCUGAUCUAGACAGGCUCACUUCUUUAUUAAGUGAGGCCAGGUUUGACUGGAUUAUCAUUACUUCACCAGAGGCGGGGAAGGUUUUUCUUGAUGCUUGGAAAGCUGCUGGGACCCCAUCUAUCAGAGUAGGGGUCGUUGGAUCUGGCACAGCUAGCAUAUUUGAUGAAGCUGUUCAGUCUUCAAAGCAGUAUCUUGAUGUGGCAUUUGCACCAUCGAAGGCAACAGGCAAGGUUUUAGCUUUAGAGCUUCCAAAAAAUGGGAACGACAAGUGCAGUGUUCUCUAUCCUGCUUCAGCUAAAGCCAGCACUGACAUUGAGGAAGGACUUUCUGGACGGGGAUUCGAAGUUACUCGGCUGAACACAUACACAACGGCACCGGUCAAUCAUGUUGAUCAAUAUCUUCUUGAACUAGCACUCUCUGCUCCUGUUGUUGCUGUAGCAUCUCCUUCUGCCCUCAGGGUAUGGGCUAAUCUUAUUCCUGCAUCGAGACAGUGGGACAAUGCUGUUGCAUGUAUUGGGGAGACAACAGCUUCUGCAGCUAAAAGACUUGGGUUCAGAAAUAUAUACUAUCCAACAAGUCCUGGUCUUGAAGGGUGGGUAAGCAGCGUUCUGGAAGCAUUAGAAGUCCAUGAGCAAGUACAAAAGGUCUAAGAAAUUGUGCAGUGUGGCUUCUGGUUUCUUCUGAUGCUGAGUUCCUUCAUUGUUCAAAUCCUAGAAGUGAGCUAGACACUCUCGUUCCGGUUAAUACCUCGCAAGUCUCAUGCUUCAUAGGAGGUUGCGUUGGUUAGUACUUUUUGUUAAGUCUCUGCUUUUCAUGGUUUUGCAUUAACAUGAUUUUUCCGUAGUUUUACAGUAUAUUUGGAUUCUCAUUCCAAUAGUUAGAUGGCAAGCGAGAAAAAUAAUACCGGGAUUAAAAGUGAAUUGAUCUAAUCGCUGCAUAAUAUUUUGAGGUGUUUUUUUUGGUCCCAUUUUUCUUAAAUCUAUACUUUGAGAAUGGCAGGAAGGGAGUUGGCUUUGCAAAAAAGAAAUCAUGGCAAAUACUGCACGCUCUAAUAAAUAUAAGGGUAGUGUGUUUAUUUUAAGUACCCUCUUAUUAGUAGAAUACCAUGGGCGCUAUUGUAUUAUAGGGAGCUCUUUGAUCUGCAUUCCCAUGCGAAUGUCUUUUCCACGUAUUCAUCUAGUCAUAUUUAUGCUUGAAGAGUACGUACUAGUAGGUAGUGGACAUUAGCAGGCCUAAAAUCUACUCUCUUUCCCAAUUUAUAUUUUCUGCCUGUCUAUUGUUUCUCUAUCAUUUAAACAUGUUUCUAGGUUGGAUUUGUGAAUUGAAAUUCUUCUGGUUACUUUAGGUAGUGGGAGGGAAAGUGCGACAUUUGAUUAGUUCUAAAUUGCGGUAAUUCCAGCCUCACUUGCCAUAGGCAUCUGCUGUUAAUUGUUGUGUUUUGAAAAUUGUUGCUAAGUUGGGUAAUUAGUUAAAAUUAUGUAAAACAGUAAUUAGGGAUCAUGUUUCAUCAUAUGUUGUAUUUCUUCAACGUAGGUAAUGACAUAAACCAUCCUCUUGGUACUUUCUUGGUUCCA